AUGAACGCCUGUGAGUCGACGGCAGCUGGGCACGAGGGCGGGCCAUACCAGCCCAUCAGUGGGCAUGAGGGCGGGCCAUACCAGCCCAUCAGUGGGCACGAGGGCGGGCCAUACCAGCCCAUCAGUGGGCACGAGGGCGGGCCAUACCAGCCCAUCAGUGGGCACGAGGGCGGGCCAUACCAGCCCAUCAGUGGGCACGAGGGCGGGCCAUACCAGCCUAUCAGUGGGCACGAGGGCGGGCCAUACCAGCCCAUCAGUGGGCACGAGGGCGGGCCAUACCAGCCCAUCAGUGGGCACGAGGGCGGGCCAUACCAGCCCAUCAGUGGGCACGAGGGCGGGCCAUACCAGCCCAUCAGUGGGCACGAGGGCGGGCCAUACCAGCCCAUCAGUGGGCACGAGGGCGGGCCAUACCAGCCCAUCAGUGGGCACGAGGGCGGGCCAUACCAGCCCAUCAGUGGCCACGAGGGCGGGCCAUACCAGCCCAUCAGUGGGCACGAGGGCGGGCCAUACCAGCCCAUCAGUGGGCACGAGGGCGGGCCAUACCAGCCCAUCAGUGGGCACGAGGGCGGGCCAUACCAGCCUAUCAGUGGGCACGAGGGCGGGCCAUACCAGCCCAUCAGUGGGCACGAGGGCGGGCCAUACCAGCCCAUCAGUGGGCACGAGGGCGGGCCAUACCAGCCCAUCAGUGGGCACGAGGGCGGGCCAUACCAGCCCAUCAGUGGGCACGAGGGCGGGCCAUACAGCCCAUCAGUGGGCACGAGGGCGGGCCAUACCAGCCCAUCAGUGGGCACGAGGGCGGGCCAUACCAGCCCAUCAGUGGGCACGAGGGCGGGCCAUACCAGCCCAUCAAUGCCUAAUGUUUCAAAACAUCUCACUUUCAUGUAA
This is a messenger RNA of Procambarus clarkii (red swamp crayfish), 885 nucleotides long. The record is from RefSeq and is a predicted model, not a curated record. NCBI's taxonomy places the organism in Eukaryota, Metazoa, Arthropoda, Malacostraca, Decapoda, Cambaridae.